UGUCGCCGGCUUUAUCGAGAUCGGUACCGCUCGCUUCCCGUUCGCUCUCCGUCGGGACGGAUUUGCGUGGAGAUUUGGGCGAAAUUUUUUUGACCUCCAGAUCUUCGAUCCGCCCAUUCGUUUGCUGGAAUCGCCGGCCGCCGAUCGUGAGAACCGGUGCUUGGAUCUCUCGUGUCGGUGAGAUCUUCUAGGAUUCCUAUUUGGUGGUCGAAGGCUGGUGAUUUGAUUGUUUUCAAUCGGAGUUGUGGGCGAUUGGAUAUUUGCAUCGAUUUGGUGGGCUGUAGGGAAUAGUGCUUUUUUGGUUGGAUCCUUUGGUUAGAGGAUUUGGUACCCGAUGACUCGGAUUCCUUGUAAUGUAGGUUUUUGGGACCUGGAAUAACGAAUUCUGGGGUGUUUAGAUUGGCGGAUUAGAUAUUUCUGGUUGUAUUUCGUCGCGGAGGUGAGUUGUAGGGGGAUUACUGGCGAUUUCCGGAAAGAGAAGGAGGAUUUUCUUUUAUAACUUCAGUGAUUAGGAGAAUUCUUUUCUGAGUUUAUUAUUCUGGGUCAAUUUGGCUUGGAUCUUCAACUAUGGAGCACGUGGUGGCCGGAAAAUUUAAGCUUGGCAAAAAGAUUGGUAGUGGUUCUUUUGGAGAGCUUUAUCUCGGUGUCAACAUACAAAGCGGAGAGGAAGUGGCGGUAAAGCUUGAGUCUGUGAAGGCAAAGCAUCCUCAACUUCAUUACGAGUCAAAGUUGUAUAUUCAUCUCCAAGGAGGAACUGGAAUUCCCCAUCUAAAGUGGUUUGGUGUGGAAGGAGAAUACAAUGUCAUGGUCAUUGAUCUUCUUGGGCCUAGCCUUGAAGACUUGUUCAACUACUGUAACCGGAGGUUUUCACUGAAAUCAGUGCUAAUGCUUGCUGAUCAAUUAAUUAACCGAGUUGAGUAUAUGCACUCAAAGGGGUUUCUGCACCGUGAUAUAAAGCCAGAUAACUUUCUUAUGGGCCUUGGUCGUAAAGCAAAUCAGGUUUAUAUCAUUGACUAUGGCCUUGCAAAGAAAUAUAGGGAUCUUCAAACUCAUAAGCACAUACCGUACAGGGAGAAUAAGAACCUAACGGGAACAGCACGUUAUGCAAGUGUUAAUACACAUCUUGGGGUUGAGCAAAGCCGACGAGAUGAUUUAGAAUCUCUUGGCUAUGUUCUUAUGUAUUUUUUAAGAGGAAGCCUUCCUUGGCAAGGGCUUAAAGCUGGCAAUAAAAAGCAGAAGUAUGAUAGAAUUAGUGAAAAGAAAAUGCUUACUCCCGUAGAGGCACUUUGCAAGUCAUAUCCAUCAGAAUUUGUAUCAUACUUCCAUUACUGUCGAUCAUUGCGAUUUGAGGACAAGCCAGAUUAUUCAUACUUGAAGAGACUUUUCCGUGACCUAUUUAUUCGAGAAGGGUAUCAGUUUGACUAUGUUUUUGACUGGACCAUAUUGAAGUAUCCUCAAAUUGUUGCUAAUCCUCGAGUACGACAAUCGAGUGAUAGAAUAAGUGGAGCUAUUGGUCCGUCUUUUGGUAGGUCAGAAAGAACUUCAGAGAUUCGCGAUAGAUUCUCAGGUGCAGUUGAAGCAUUUGCCAGGAGAAAUGCAUCAGGUUCUGGCCAUCAUGGUGACCAUUCCAAGCACAAAAGUCCUGACAAUGCACUUAUAUCAUCCAACAAAACUGUUGAUUCAGAUAACAGCCGUCCGACAUCUCACCAUGGGAGUACAUCAAAGAGAGCUGUCUUGUCAAGCAGCAGGCAAGGCUCUACCGAACAUAGUGAGCCUCGGCCUAGCAGAACAAGCAGAAUAUUAUCCAGCAGCAGCCAGCCAGCCAGUGGUCAAAGAGUUAAGCAGCCUGUGGUAGAUUCUAGGUCAUCAUCCAUCUCCAGAGCUGCAGUUAGAGGAACCCAUAGUGAAUCCCUUCUUCGGAGUCUCGAUCUCCUCUCUCUUGGUGCUGAGAAAAGGAAGUAAAGGAAAAAGCUAGAGAUGCUGCUGGUCUUGGAGGGAUAAAGUGUUGCUUAAACCCUCCUCAACUAUCAUUUCCUACGUUCAUGAUGCAGUGUCCAUAUUAUCUUUUGUUUGAUGGCCAUAAGAUGUAAUAUAAAGCCAAACCUUCCAAUUGAGACAUUCAAUAAUCAUAUCAAAUCUCUGUGAUACCUGCUUUGGGCAAUAGACAGCCCCAGAGCAAGUCAGUUGUUUGUUGGUUCCUCGAGAAGAUCACACAUUCAUUCAUCUGAGACAUUAGAAAUCAACUUCAGUCUCUCUUUCAUGUUGUGAUCACACAAUAUUCCUGUCUCCUCUCUGUUACAUUCUGUACUUGAAGGUUAAAGCAACGAGGGGCAACUGUUAUAUCACCCCUUUCUUCAUCA
Musa acuminata subsp. malaccensis (wild Malaysian banana) is the source of this 2360-nucleotide messenger RNA. Its product is annotated as casein kinase 1. Gene Ontology annotation, biological process: endocytosis; signal transduction; peptidyl-serine phosphorylation. The record is from RefSeq and is a predicted model, not a curated record. Gene Ontology annotation, cellular component: nucleus; cytoplasm. Lineage: Eukaryota; Viridiplantae; Streptophyta; Magnoliopsida; Zingiberales; Musaceae. Gene Ontology annotation, molecular function: ATP binding; protein serine/threonine kinase activity.